UUGAGGCCGUUGAGGGAGGGAGCCCCGUCAGGCCUCUGAAGGGGGCAGAGUGGCUGAAGGGCGCCUGCAGGCACCCUGGUCGGGGGAAUUGCGGGAGGAGGAAAGCAAGCGAGCAGCGGCUGAAGGGGGGCCUGGAGACAGAGGGGAAGCCAUUAAAUUAGCCACUUUUGGUAGAGGGGAAAAGCAGUCAGGUUUUUUGAGGGGAAGCAGUUUGUUGACACCCGGUGGGGGGGGGGCACCCAAUUGGGGGAAAGGAUUAAUUUAUUGAAGGGUUGGAAUAAUAGGCAAAUAGAGCGAGGGGUGUGUUUUUUUGUAUGGACAGCCUAGUUUUGUAUCUGAAGAAGUGAGUUGUGACUCACGAAAGCUUACACCCUACCACAUCUUUUGUUAGUCUUAUAGAGGCUCUAGUCCUAGGUCUUGAACUGAAUGAGAGAAGGAGCAUCCGCUGUUUUGAGGCAUGAGAGGAUAGCACACUGAACACCAGCUCUGUUACACACUAUUUGCUUCCUGACAGAUUGGAGCUAGCAAGAAAGUCGAACCCCUAUGCCUGUUGAAGAUGAAACACUUGGCAUGGAGGACGACACUGGCAGGUCUGUUUACAUCACGGACAGCCCUGAGAUGGUCCUCAGGUUCCUCUGGCAGCCACCUGCUACAGGCAGAGGUGGCGCAGGAUACCUGCACAGCAUCGGGCCAGCAGCGCAUGAACCCCCUUGGGAUCCAGAUGCUCUCCAAGGGUCUUCAUGAACAGAUUUUUCGAGGUGCUCAGGUGCAUUACUCAGAUGAAGAUGUCCAGAAAAGCGUGGAACACUUGAAGAAGCAUGACCUGUGGGGAAAAGAGACCUCCACUGUUCCAGAUGUGGAGCUGCAGCUGCCCCACAUGUACGGGGCCAACAUAGAUGAACACUUCUGUAUUUUGGCGCAGAAGCAGAGCCUCCCAUAUUUGGAGGCUGCCGAAGAGCUUCUUGAGAGUACGCUCUCCCCCAUGCCUCAAGAGUGGGCUUGGGAAGUUGGGUGGACACGAUACGGACCUGACGGGGAGAAGAAAAUGGUGGAGUUCCCUGAUGAGCGGGCAAUGGUAUUUGAUGUGGAGGUAUGCGUGGAAGAAGGGCAUUGCCCCACACUUGCAGUGGCUGUUUCCCCAAGUGCCUGGUACUCAUGGUGCAGCAAGCGGCUGCUAGAGCAGAGAUACAGUUGGUCCAACCAGCUGACUCUGGCUGACCUUAUCCCUCUGGAAUCGGGCAGCAACUUCCCGAAGCAGGACUGGCGGGAGAAGCUCGUGGUGGGUCACAACAUCUCCUUUGACCGGGCACACAUCAGAGAACAGUACCUGAUUCAGGGCUCUCGCAUGCGUUUCCUGGACACCCUGAGCAUGCACAUGGCCAUCUCGGGAUUGUCAGGAUUCCAACGCAGCCUUUGGAUGGCAGCGAAGCACGGCAAGAGGAAAGGGCUGCAGCAAGUGCAGGAACACAUCAAGAAGACGCGCAGCAAAACUGAUGGUCCUGUGAUUGCCUCCUGGGACUGGGUGAACAUUAGCAGCAUCAACAACCUAGUAGAUGUUCAUGCCCUCUAUGUAGGGGGCCAGACAUUGGAGAAAGAGGCCCGAGAACUCUUUGUGAAGGGAAGCAUGAAUGACAUCAGAAACAAUUUCCAGGACCUGAUGACAUAUUGUGCCCUCGAUGUCCAAGCUACGCAUGAGGUAUUCCAGGAGCAACUUCCACUCUUCAUAAAAAGGUGUCCCCAUCCCGUGACAUUUGCAGGAAUGCUAGAAAUGGGGGUCUCAUACCUCCCUGUCAAUCAGAACUGGGAGAGGUACCUAGAUGAAGCACAGGUCACUUAUGAGGAGCUGCAAAAGGAGAUGAAGAAAUCCUUGAUGAACCUGGCUGACGAUGCCUGCCAGCUGCUCCACGAGGAGAGGUACAAGGAUGACCCCUGGUUAUGGGAUCUGGAGUGGGACCUCCAAGAAUUUAAGCAAAAGAAGAAAAAAACUGGGAAGAAGAAUCAAGAUGGCGAUGAUGAACCUCCCAAAGUCGUGGAAAAUGCUUCUGUGCUGGAGUGGCAGGAAGAUCCUGGUCCCCCUACUGAAGUGGAGGAACAGAGCAUCCCUGCCAGCCAGCUGUGCUUGGACCGCCUGAAGGAGACUGUUACUUUGCAGCCAAAGAGGAUUCAGCAUCUGCCUGGUCAUCCAGGAUGGUACCGUAAACUGUGUCCCCGACUGAGUGAUCCCAGCUGGGUGCCUGGCCCAAGUCUCAUCAGCUUGCAGAUGAGAGUGACCCCAAAGCUCAUGCGGCUCACCUGGGAUGGUUUUCCACUGCACUACUCUGAGAAGUACGGCUGGGGUUACCUGGUGCCAGGAAAGGAGAGACCAGCAGAGGAUGCCCCUGGUGACCAGUCACCUGCGUGCCCGUUCAGGGUUAUUGAGCAUCUGUACCGGGAACAUUGCAAGGAGAAAGGCAAAGAGCAGCCUGACUCACUGGAUGCCUCUCUGGAUGAAGACCUUAUGUUAACAGAAAACAGCGCUGUCUGGCAAAAGGUUGAGGAGCUCGGUCACCUGGAGACAGAUGUGGAUGCAGAUCCUGCAGCCAAGCCCACGAGAAAGGAUGAGGAGGGGUCUGCAGAGAGUCCUGAAUAUCACCAUGGCAAUGGUCCUUACAAUGAUGUCAAUAUUCCUGGCUGUUGGUUUUUUAAGCUACCUCACAAGGACGGGAAUGCCAACAAUGUUGGAAGUCCGUUUGCCAAGGAUUUCUUGUCCAAGAUGGAGGAUGGAACCCUGCAACCUGGCACCAGGGGCUCCGAUGGGACACGAGCUCUGGAAAUCAACAAGAAGGUCUCCUUCUGGAGGAAUGCUCAUAAGCGAAUCAGUUCACAGAUGGUGGUGUGGCUGAAGAAAGGAGAGCUGCCUCGAUCCGUGACCAGGCAUCCCGACUACGAUGAGGAGAACAGCUACGGGGCCAUUCUGCCUCAGGUGGUGACUGCUGGGACCAUCACUCGCCGGGCUGUGGAGCCCACCUGGCUGACGGCCAGCAAUGCCCGAGCUGACCGGGUGGGCAGUGAGCUGAAGGCCAUGGUCCAGGCCCCUCCUGCCUACCACUUGGUUGGAGCUGACGUGGAUUCCCAGGAGCUUUGGAUAGCAGCUGUCUUGGGAGAAGCUCAUUUUGCUGGCAUACACGGCUGCACCGCCUUUGGCUGGAUGACCCUUCAGGGGAAGAAGAGCAAUGGCACAGACCUGCACAGUAAGACGGCUUCCACCGUUGGCAUCAGUCGGGAGCAUGCCAAAGUGUUCAACUACGGGCGGAUCUAUGGGGCAGGGCAGCCUUUUGCUGAGCGCCUCCUCAUGCAGUUCAACCAUCGCCUGACACAGCAGCAGGCCAGUGAGAAGGCACGCCAGAUGUAUGCCAGCACAAAGGGGAUCAGGCGCUGCCUCCUGUCUGAGGAUGGAGAAUGGCUGGUGAAAGAGCUGGGCAUCCCCGUGGAACGGGCAGCCGACGGUUCCGUGUCCUUGCAGGAUGUGCGGCAGAUACACAGAGAAGCAGGGAAAAGGUCUAGAAAGAAAAAGUGGGACGUGGUGCGCCAGCGACUGUGGGCCAAUGGGACAGAGUCCGAAAUGUUCAACAAACUGGAAAGCAUCGCCAUGUCGGAAUCGCCUUGCACCCCAGUGUUGGGCUGCCACAUCAGCAGAGCCUUGGAGCCGGCCGCUGUCAAGGGCGAGUUUGUCACCAGCAGAAUAAACUGGGUGGUGCAGAGCUCCGCUGUGGAUUACCUGCACCUGAUGCUCGUGGCCAUGAAAUGGCUGUGUGAGGAGUUCAGCAUCAACGGCCGCUUCUGCAUCAGCAUUCACGAUGAAGUGCGCUACCUGGUCCAGAGUGAAGACCGCUACCGGGCAGCUCUAGCCCUGCAGAUCACCAACCUCCUCACGCGGUGCAUGUUUGCCUAUAAGUUGGGUCUGCAAGACCUGCCUCAGUCAGUGGCCUUUUUCAGUGCUGUGGAUAUCGAUCAGUGCUUAAGGAAAGAGGUUACUAUGGACUGCAUCACUCCCUCCAACCCAACUGGAAUGGAACGGAGAUACGGCAUCCCCCAGGGUGAUGCUCUGGAUAUAUAUCAACUUCUGAAAAUAACCAAAGGCUCAUUGGAGAAAGGAAAAUAAGUAAUGAGACAUUAAAGGCCUUCAGUUGGGGAAUCCUGGGAGCAGGAGAAAUGGCCUCUCUCAAGCAGCCCGGCCUUGACUCGUUGCUCGGAGAGGAAACGGUAAGGAGAGUGGCGGGAGCAGCCAGCUGUAGCUCCAAAGGCCAGUCUCUGACUCAGGGCCCUACAGGAGACAGGCAGGCAGUUCUUCAGCAGGCUGCUGUGAGACCAGCAUUCAGGGAAUCUUCUGUCAAGAUGGUGGCGGAAUAGCUUGUGUUAAAGAGAGGCCGUCUUUGUUCACAAAACCCACUUGGGCAUAAAUAUGUCAUUCUUA
Eublepharis macularius is the source of this 4453-nucleotide messenger RNA. RefSeq names its product DNA polymerase gamma, catalytic subunit (gene POLG). Gene Ontology annotation, biological process: mitochondrial DNA replication. The coding region runs from base 557 to 4141 and encodes 1194 amino acids. Gene Ontology annotation, molecular function: 3'-5' exonuclease activity; DNA binding; DNA-directed DNA polymerase activity. The transcript has 23 exons. Gene Ontology annotation, cellular component: gamma DNA polymerase complex; mitochondrion. NCBI's taxonomy places the organism in Eukaryota, Metazoa, Chordata, Lepidosauria, Squamata, Eublepharidae. The record is from RefSeq and is a predicted model, not a curated record.